UGAACGGGACCUCUCGACACCAAGCUGCAGGGGCCUCCCCAGGGCAGAGAAGCAGCGCAGCAUGUGGACAGCGUGGUUGGUGGCUGCUCUGUCGGUAGCAGGUGUGUGUGGCACUGAAAAGGAGACGAACACUGUCCUCAGGGUUACCAAAGAAGUGCUGAACAAUGCCAUUUCAGGCACCCUGCAGCACAGCGACGCCCUCCGCACGGCCCUGAGAGAGGUGCCCAUGGGUGUCGGUGGCGUGCCCUACAAUGACUUCCACGUCCGAGAUCCCCCCCUCAAAUACACCAAUGGCAACCAGCUUGGUGGUAAUUACAAGUAUGGCCACAUCAAUGCCAACGACAACACUGCUCAGUUGGGGGGCAAGUACCGCUACGGUGAGAUCAUUGAGUCUGAUGGCAGCCUCAGGGACCAAUCUCUCCGAAGCGGCGAGAAUUCAUACGGUGGCCUCAGGGGCCAUGGGCGGUAUAGGUCAGCUAAAGAUUCGGCAACCGUGGGCAGGCUUCACCGGCGAGAGCUACGUCCUGGAGAACUUCCACCUGGUCUGGCCACCGGGGCACUGGGCCCAGGUGGUUUGCUGGGCAAUGGUGGCAUGUUGGCGGCCGAUGGCAUCUUGUCGGGUCAAGGCGGCCUGCUCGGCGGAGGUGGUCUCCUUGGAGAUGGAGGACUUCUCGGAGGAGGAGGCGUCCUGGGUGUGCUUGGCGAGGGCGGCAUUCUCAGCACCGUGCAGGGCAUCACAGGUCUUAUUGGCUUCCUGGACAUCGCCGUGGAGGUGAACAUCACAGCCAAGGUCCGACUGACCAUGGACCGCACAGGCUACCCCAGGCUGGUCAUCGAGCGAUGUGACACCCUCCUGGGGGGCAUCAAGGUCAAGCUGCUCCGAGGGCUUCUCCCUAACCUCGUGGACAACUUAGUGAACAGAGUCCUGGCCAACGUUCUCCCUGACUUGCUUUGCCCCAUCGUGGAUGUGGUGCUGGGACUUGUCAACGACCAGCUGGGUCUUGUGGACUCGCUGAUUCCUCUGGGGAUACUGGGAAGCGUCCAGUACACCUUCUCCAGCCUUCCGCUUGUGACUGGGGAGUUCCUGGAGCUAGACCUCAACACUCUGGUUGGGGAGGCUGGAGGAGAUCUCAUCGAUUAUCCCCUGGGGCGGCCAGAGAUGAGCCCCAGGCAAAAGAUGCCCCAAUUGCCCCCCAUGGGUGACAACACCAACUCCCAGCUGGCCAUUUCUGCCAACUUCCUGGGCUCGGUGCUGACUCUGCUGCAGAAGCAAGGGGCGCUGGACAUUGACAUCACCGAUGGCACAUUUGAAGAGCUGCCUCCGCUCACCACUUCCACGCUGGGAGCCUUGAUCCCCAAGGUGUUCCAGCAGUACCCCGAGUCCCGCCCACUCACCAUCAGGAUCCAGGUGCCCAAUCCACCUUCAGUGACGCUACAGAAGGACGAGGCGGUGGUGAGGGUGUUUGCCACUGCCGAGGUCACAGUCUCCCAGCCCAAUGAUGUCGAGACCACCAUCUGCCUCAUCGAUGUGGACGCAGAACUGUUGGCCAUGUUUUCUGUGGACGGAGAUAAACUCAUGAUCGAUGCCAAGCUGGACAAGACCAACCUCAACCUUAGAACCUCAAAUGUGGGCAAUUUUGAUGUUGGCAUCAUGGAGAUGCUGGUCGGGAAGAUCUUCGAUCUGGCAUUUAUGCCCGCGAUGAAUGCCAUGCUGGGCUCUGGCGUCCCGCUCCCCAAAAUCCUCAACAUUGACUUCAGCAAUGCAGACAUCGACGUCUUGGAGGACCUUCUGGUGCUGAGCGCUUGAGUGAGGACGGCAGAGAAGCUGCUGAAGUCCUGGAAGACGCCAGACCAGCCCGCGAAGCUCAGCCCGACAGUCUCCAGUCCCGAGUCCCCUCGGCCCCCCACAGCAGGCCCCUCCCAGCCCCCAGCCCUCGUCCCACCUGCCCACCGGGAGGCAGGAUCCAGCCAUCGUCCUUGUCGGCAGACAGUCCCGUCCAUGGUCAGUCCCGUGCCAGCCCCCGGCGGGGGGGAGGGGCCACCCGGAGGAUGGAGCCUCUUGGCCUCCACGCAGUCCACUGUGUACUUAACACUUUCAAUAAAAGAUUCCACUUUCCCUGCA
Molecule: messenger RNA, 2122 nt
Organism: Condylura cristata (star-nosed mole)
Lineage: Eukaryota; Metazoa; Chordata; Mammalia; Eulipotyphla; Talpidae
Gene: BPIFB4
Product: BPI fold containing family B, member 4
Exons: 16
Coding region: 62-1807 (581 amino acids)
Molecular function (GO): lipid binding
Source: RefSeq, a predicted model, not a curated record